This is a messenger RNA of Vespula pensylvanica (western yellowjacket), 669 nucleotides long. It is a transcript of the gene Lsm11, whose product is annotated as U7 snRNA-associated Sm-like protein LSm11. Gene Ontology annotation, biological process: mRNA 3'-end processing by stem-loop binding and cleavage. Gene Ontology annotation, molecular function: U7 snRNA binding. Bases 1 to 669 code for a protein of 222 amino acids. Lineage: Eukaryota; Metazoa; Arthropoda; Insecta; Hymenoptera; Vespidae. The record is from RefSeq and is a predicted model, not a curated record. Gene Ontology annotation, cellular component: U7 snRNP. The transcript is spliced from 6 exons.
AUGGCGGACGACGACAACAGCUCGACGUCCGACGAUAGUCUUGAUUUUAAUAGCGACAAAUUCGAUCCGAUUAAAGCUUUAUAUUCGAGUAAAAUACGUUUACCUUCUGCGUACGCGCCUAUUUACGACAAUGUGUGCAUGUUCGAAAGUCGUAUGAAGAAUCCUACGCGUGUUAAAAAAAAAUCUCAAACAGGAAGCGAUGUUGUCAAGGCAAAGGAAUACUCAAAGCAACGGUUUAUCUCAAAUCAAGGCCAAGAAGAUCCAGAAAGAUCAAAGACGAUAGGACGUGGUAAGAAAUUCAAAGAGGGAUCUAAUGUUCUAACGAAAAUGCCGAAGAUCCUUGGACCGUUAGGAAUGCUCUAUGAAUGCAUGGAAAGUAGGAUACGUAUCAAGGUUUACACUAGAAACGCACGUGGCGUGCGAGGACACGUGGAAGCGUACGUGGCUGCCUUUGAUAAACACUGGAAUCUUGCACUGGAAGAUUGCUUCGAGGUUUGGACACGUAAACGCAAAAGGAAAGCACCUGCUGCACUCGAUACUAAGGAGAAGGAAAAGACGACGAGGAUGAUGACUAUGACGAUGAUGAUGAGUAGACCGCUCUCGCGCAUAGUCGUCGUAGGAAAAUCUUGGUCCUCCCACGCCUCUUCGUUAACUUAUUCAUGGGCAUAG